UUCACUUUUCGGUUCUGUGCGUAAAUGCCUAGAUGUAUUUUUUUAUUUAAUCGAUUAAGCUGUACUUGAAAUAUUUCGAUAGAUUGUUAUACUAUAAAAGCCUGCGUGGAGUGUUCAAAUUUAUCAAUUAGAACUUACCAAUCAAACUAUCAACAUGAAAUUCGCAGUAGCCGUAGUCUUGUUGGCUGUAGCCCUUGGAAUUGAAGCAUCCGCAGUUGCGUGGGGACCAUGGGGACAUGGUGUUUAUGCUCCAGCACAUGCAGCAGCUGGAACCUGGGAUGGACGUUCAUGGAACUCCCAAUGGGAUAAUGGUCAUUGGGCUGGUGAAGGUGCUUGGGAUGAUGGUCAAUGGCAUGAAGGUGCUUGGGGUGAUCAUGGAGCUUGGGCCGGUCAUGCUGCAUGGGUUGCUCCAGCUGCUGUUACUGCUCAUGCCGCUGUUGUCCCAGCUGUUCACGGAGCAUGGGGUCAUGAAGGUAGCUAUGUAGCUAAGACCCGCGGUGCUGUUCAUGUUGCUCCUUUGGCCGGACAUGCUAACUCUGCUGCUGCCAUCAAUGUUCACCCAGCUCCAGGAACUGUCUAAACUAUGGGAUCUCAGAAAAUCAAUUUAACGGCAUCGUUAAAUAUCGCAUUGUAAAUAAAAACUCAAAGUUAUUUAUUCAUA
Molecule: messenger RNA, 661 nt
Organism: Hermetia illucens (black soldier fly)
Lineage: Eukaryota; Metazoa; Arthropoda; Insecta; Diptera; Stratiomyidae
Product: adult cuticle protein 1-like
Exons: 2
Coding region: 155-580 (141 amino acids)
Source: RefSeq, a predicted model, not a curated record